Messenger RNA from Racocetra fulgida, 183 nucleotides. Lineage: Eukaryota; Fungi; Glomeromycota; Glomeromycetes; Diversisporales; Gigasporaceae. The record is from the annotation of a GenBank genome assembly.
AUGGCAAACAAUCGCUACUAUAAAAACAGUGAGAUUGAUUAUAAUGUGCUACAUUCGUUACCAGAUGAUGGCUCUGUUGACAAUCAACUUCCACAACUGCAGAAUAAAGAUGACAUUUUCCAGGACAAUAAAAAUGAAAUUCUGGAUAUAGAAGGAGGUCAGUUAAAUUAUGACAAUGAAGAU